CCAGGAUGGCCCAGGGAUUUCCAUUGUUGGAGCCCCGCGCCCCUCUGGGUGAAGUCUGCAGAACUCCUCUGCUUGCUGAACGGCAUGAAGCUGAGAAUCGUUUUGCCAGCAAAUCAUCAGAAGCAGCCAAACAGCUAAUCGCUGCCGAAGGUCACCUGAACAAACUGCAGGGUGAUGGUGCCAUCACGGCAGCGGAAGCGGCCUUGAAGGCCUUCAGAUCUGCAGGUGAUGCAGUGGGCUCCGCCGAAAGUCUGCGAGUGCUGGCGAAAGCGCAGCAGGUUCAGGCAUAUCUGGACGAUGAGGAUGCACGUGCGCUGAACCCAGCGGAGCUGUUCUCCGAGGACUUUGAGAAAGCCAAGAGCUCCAACGACCAAACGGCCCAGGCGGUUCUGCAACUGGGUCUCCUGGACAUCUUGUCCUUCGGCACGGCUGCCACAGGCUGGGUGCCCAGCAGAGCCACUAGGGACAAGGCUCUCGAGGCUGGCAAUGAGGCGUUCCAGCUCUUCCAGUCGAUCGGCGACAGCAGACUCCAAGCGAUGACCAAAUUGGAGAUCUCCCUGCUUCUGUCCAAAGGAGCUUCUCCGAAAUCAGCUUUCCAGGCGGCCACGGAGGCAUUGGAGAUGUUCACUUCGUUGGGCGAGAAGCUGGGGAUGGGUCUGGCGCUGCACGCCAUUGCCGCCUCCCACGUCAUGGCCAAGGACUACGACUUGGCGAUGAAGAAGGGUUUGGAGGCCCUUGAGCUGAUUCGGGCCUCUGGGGACAAGAGGGCAGAGGUGGUCCUGUUGGAGACGUUGGUGUCGUGGAGCGUCACACAGGAGAAACCUCACAAGGCGCUUGUGAUGGCGAAAGAGGCUUUGGCGUUGCGCCUGGAACUUGAAGCGCCUCCACUAGAGGAGGCGCGGUCAUGCCUGUUGCUGGUAGAGGCGCUGGCAGGAGUGAAGAAGGUCCGACGCGGCUUGAAGGCAGCGGAGGAAUGUCUGAAUCGGCUCAAGAAGGUCAGUGAUCGUGCCCACGUCUAUGGGCUGGUGGUGGUGGCCACUGCGCAGCUCAAGCGGGAUCAUCCCGAGCUGGCCCUCACAGCCACUGAUGAGGCAAUCGAUAUUGCCAGAGAGAUCGGCGACAAGCGCCUGGAGACCACCUUGCAGUACCUCCAUGCGGAGGUCAACGUCCAGCUGCAGAGCCGUCAGGACGCCUUGGAGGCGGCCGAAGACGCCUGUGCCCUGGCCGAGGAUUUGCAGGACAAGAAGGAGGAGGGCGACGCUGAGUGUUUGUUGUUCUCCCUGCUGGCCCGUGGCACCUUGGACCGACCCUCCCUGCUGAAGGGAUUGAAGUCUGCUACCAAAGCCCGAGAACUUUAUCAGAAAGCUCAGUACAGGCUUGGGGAAGCAAAGGCCUUGGUCCACAAGGCGUCCAUCCUGGGCGUGGACUCAGCUCCAACCAGCGCCGAGGAGAUGUUGAGCGUGGCAGCAGAGGCCCAUGACAUCUUCGAGGAGCAGGAGCACAUCGGAGGACAAUCCGCGGCGCUGCAGUUGGUCACGGAGGCUCAGUUGGCCAAGGAGAACUUUGACGAAGCGGCGUCGGCCGCCAAGGAUCGCCGGGCCAUUUGGAAGGGCCUUGGCUGUCGCAAGGAAGAGGGCGAUGCUGUACUGCAAUUGGCGCGAAUCCAUUUGGGCAGCACAGAUUACGAUGCAGCAGAGAAGCAUGGCUUGGAGGCGCAGAAGAUCUUCCAGGAAGUGGGCGAUAAGGCGGCUGAGUCGGUGGCUUGCGUGCACCUGGCACAGGCGUGCCUGAAAAAGAUGAGCAACGAGGCGGAAGGUGAGACCAAAGAGGCCCUGGCCUCAUCCACCUACCGCGCCUCAGCGGAGAGGGCCAUGCGGGCCGUGAACGAUGCAAUCACAGCCUGUCGACAUCUGGGUAGCAAACAGCUCCGUGCGGGCGCCUUGUUCUGGCGCGCGCAGGUCCUAGGCUUCCGCGGCAGGUUGGAAGAGGCCCUGAGAGUGGUGGUUGAUGCUGAGAAGUGCUUCGAAAGCAUCCAAUCCGGCAGUGCCAUGGUGCAGUGCAAGGUCCUGGCAGCUGAUUGCCUGGCAGGUUUGAAGCAUUACGAUGAGGCCAAGGAGGUGGCGGAUCAGGCCAUCAAACAGGCCAGUGGCUUACACGAUCGCCAGGCGGAGGGGCAAGCCAAGAGCUGCCUGGAACGCAUCGAGAAAGCGGAGAAGAAGAGUAAGGAGGUGGUGGCUCCUCCCGUUCAAGCAGCCAUUGCCACCGAAGCCGCGGCGCCGGAGGCCCAGCAAGCUGCAGGCGCCGCGGCGGCCUCGGCGGCCGUGCCGGAGAAGAAGGGCCUGGAUGCCGCGCAGGCCACGAAGCGGCUCAUGGCCAUCGUCAAGGAUGUGAUUGCCGCGGACGACGAAAUCAGCGCCGACAGUCCUCUAAUGGAAGCAGGUAUGGACAGUUUGUCUUCUGUGCAGCUCGUGACGGAGGUCUCCAAGGAGUUCGCCAUGUCUCUCUCGCCCUCCUUGGUCUUCGACUUUCCCAACGUGUCGUCCAUUGUCAACCACUUGGUGGAAGAGAGUGCAGGCUGAGCGGCCACCAAAAACAAAGACAAUUUGCUGCGAUUUCAACCCACAAUGCCCG
Molecule: messenger RNA, 2631 nt
Organism: Cladocopium goreaui
Lineage: Eukaryota; Dinophyceae; Suessiales; Symbiodiniaceae
Source: the annotation of a GenBank genome assembly